CUCGUGGAGAUUGACAGGCUGGCGCGCGGUCUUUGAAGGGCCCGUUCGCAUGACUUAUAUAGGGAGCCAUACCCCUCCCAGUCGUCUCCAAAAUGGCCUCCAUGGUGCAUAUUCGAACUACUGCCACGGCGUUUAAAUCAUCCUUCAAACACACAUUCUUCAUCCCUACUAGAACCCCUUCUAUACAUCCACGUCGUGCAUUCACAGUCUCUUGGAAACAAGCCAUGUUGUCGACUGAGUUGACAGAAGCCCAAGUGUCGGCCCUCAGAGCCAACAAAGAGCGUUUGGCCCAGGACCUUCAUCACAGCUGCCAAUGGGGCUAUGGAAUCCGGUGGGCAGAGUAGGUGCACUUCUUUUAUAUGGGACAUCUCUACUAUGGCAAUUGGUUAUACCCACGACAAACCACUAGUUAACACAUCACUCGGGGGUCCCACCGACACGGGCAUGCAGCGUCUGGCCCUGUCGCAGGAGGAUAAGCAAGUACGAGAUUGGUUUAUUGAGACAACAAAGGCUUUGGCAUGCAGCAUUACAGUAGACGCCAUGGGGAAUAUCUUUGCGGUCCGUCCUGGACGUCGAACCGAUGUCCCCGCAACAUUUAUCGGUAGCCAUUUAGAUGCCCAACCAAGAGGUGGUCGUUAUGACGGCAUCCUAGGUGUUCUUUCAGGUAUUGAGUUCCUCAAGACUUUGGAAGAGAUGGGGUUGGAGACAGAGGGCGGCGUAGGGCUUGUGAACUGGACAAAUGAAGAAGGUGCCCGAUUCCCAAUCAGCAUGGUCUCCUCCGGAGUAUGGGCGGAAUGUAUUCCUCUUGAAAAAGCGCAUGCCCUUAAGGAGGUUCCCACUGUUGUCUCUCUUCCCACCGCUGCUUCUGCCCCCGAGUCUAUGAAAACAGCCCUCGAGAAGAUCGGUUACCUCGGAGGUGUACCUUGUUCUUACAAGGAAACUCCAAUGGCAGCCUACUUCGAGUUACACAUUCAACAAGGUCCUCACCUCAUCACGGCAGGCCAGCAAAUUGGUGUCGUGACAGCUGUCCAGGCAUACCGCUGGUAUCGUCUCAACAUUUUCGGAAGAGACACCCACACCGGCACCACUGCUUUCGAACAUCGCGCAGAUGCCCUUUACGCUUUCGCCCGUAUGAUGGUCCGUGCUCGAGAAGUUGCCUCCUCCCAUGGCUGCUGUCUCGCCAGUGUGGGUACCAUCGAAGCGAAACCAGGCAGUGUAAACACCGUCCCAGGUACCGUUAGCUUCAGUCUCGAUAUCCGUGGCCCAAAGACCGCACUAGUCACCCAGGUCGAGGCCGAAUUGCGCAAAGAUUUCGACUCGCCAGCAGUGAACUUUCACUCUGACUGCAUUGAGUGUGUACAGCUGUCUGCAGAGGCUGUUGCCACGGACGCUGGUGUUGCGAACCCCAAAUCUCUCGUGCGUACCAUCAUGAGCGGUGCAGGCCACGACAGUGUCUUCACAUCUAAGAGAGUCCCCACGAGCAUGAUCUUCGUGCCGUGCAAGGAUGGCCUGAGCCAUCACCCUGAAGAAUUUUGCUCCGCGGAUGAUUGUGCCCGAGGGACAUCUGUCAUUCUGCAGGCAGUUAUUCGAUAUGACCGUAAGCGUUUUUCUGCAUGAAAUUAGUAUUCACUUAUAGUAUACAAUACCAUCU
Molecule: messenger RNA, 1651 nt
Organism: Aspergillus ochraceoroseus IBT 24754
Lineage: Eukaryota; Fungi; Ascomycota; Eurotiomycetes; Eurotiales; Aspergillaceae
Product: M20 family metallo-hydrolase
Exons: 2
Coding region: 322-1617 (431 amino acids)
Molecular function (GO): hydrolase activity, acting on carbon-nitrogen (but not peptide) bonds, in linear amidines
Source: RefSeq, a predicted model, not a curated record